Messenger RNA from Thamnophis sirtalis, 4627 nucleotides. Lineage: Eukaryota; Metazoa; Chordata; Lepidosauria; Squamata; Natricidae. The record is from RefSeq and is a predicted model, not a curated record.
GGGUAAACCGAAAGAUUGUGUAUUCCCUGGCCGAUUCUCCAGAAGGUUUCUUCUCGGUGGACAUGUCCUCAGGCAUCAUCAUUCUGGAACAUCCUCUGGACCGGGAACUUCAGUCUUCCUAUAAUGUCACCAUUAAAGCUUCCGAUCAGGGCAUCGUGCAGACGCUGUCCUCCUUUGCCACCGUUACAAUCACCGUCCUGGACAUUAAUGACAACCCUCCUGUCUUUGAGAGGAGAGACUACCUGGUUGAGGUGCCCGAGGACACCUCCCCGAAUGCCGAGAUACUUUUUGUGUUUGCCACCAGCAAAGACAUUGGUACAAACGCAGAGAUCACCUACCUCAUCAGAUCGGGUAACGAAAAAGGAAAAUUCCAGAUCGAUUCUAAAACAGGGUCCAUAUCUGUAAUUGAAGCUUUGGACUAUGAAAUGUGUAAGGACUACUUCCUGGUCAUUGAAGCUAAAGAUGGGGGUAGCCCAGCUCUGAGUGCUGUGACAACAGUGAAUAUAAAUGUGACAGACAUUAAUGAUAACCCACCACGAUUUAGCCAAGAUGUCUACAGUGCAGUCAUCAGUGAAGACGCAGCAGUGGGAGACUCAUUAGUAAUGUUGAUAGCUGAAGAUGUGGACAGUCCUCCCAACGGACUGAUUUCUUUCUCCAUUAUCAGCGGAGAUCAAAACAAUGAAUUUUCAAUUGAUCCCGGCUUGGGACUGAUUAAAGUUAAAAAGAGAUUGGACCGAGAACAGGUUUCAGGAUAUUCAUUAGUCCUGCAGACUCGAGACAGUGGUAACCCUUCUUUGACAGCCACGGUGACGGUCAACGUUGACAUUUCCGAUGUGAACGAUAACAGUCCUGUGUUUACACCUGCCAAUUAUACAGCCGUGAUCCAGGAAAACAAGCCAGUGGGAACCAGUAUUCUGCAAUUGGUGGUAACGGAUAAAGACUCCCUGCACAAUGGCCCGCCUUUCACCUUCGCCCUCCUGGCUGGAAACGAAGAGAAAGAAUUCAUGCUUGACCAGCAAGGCAUCCUGCGAUCCGCUGUCAUUUUCAAGCGCCUGGUAGCCACUGAAUAUGUGCUGUGCAUUCAGGCCAAGGAUUCAGGGAAGCCUCAGCAGGUUUCCCAUACCUUCAUUCAGAUCCGGGUGAUCGAAGAGAGCAUCCACAAACCCACAGCCAUUCCCCUGGAGAUUUUUAUCGUGACUAUGGAAGACGACUUCCCGGGAGGUGUCAUCGGAAAGAUCCAUGCGACAGACCAAGAUGUCUACGAUGUCCUCACCUACGGCCUGAAGUCAGAGCAGAAAAGUUUGUUCAAGGUCAACAACCACGACGGGAAGAUCAUUGCCCUCGGAGGGUUGGACAGCGGGAAGUAUAUCCUGAAUGUAUCUGUCAGCGAUGGGCGGUUCCAGGUCCCCAUGGACGUGACGGUCAACGUCGAGCAGUUGGCCCAGGAGAUGUUGCAGAACACUGUCACUAUCCGCUUUGAGAACAUCUCCCCGGAGGAUUUUGUGGGUCUUCACAUGCACGGCUUCAGGCGCACCCUACGCAAUGCCGUCCUCACCCAAAAGCAGGAUAGCCUGCACAUCAUCAGUAUUCAGCCCGUAGCCGGUAGCAAUCAGCUCGACAUGCUGUUCGCCGUCCAGAUGCACACCGGCGGCUUCUACAAGCCAGCCUACUUGAUUCAGAAGCUCACCAAUGCAAGGCGACACUUGGAAAAUGUGAUUCGCAUCGCUGCCAUCCUUGAGAAGAAUUGCUCCGGGCUGGAUUGUCAGGAGCAGCAUUGUGAGCAAAAUCUGUCUAUCGAUUCCCAUUCCCUGAUGACCUACAGCACCGCCCGGAUUAGCUUCGUCUGUCCCCGGUUCUACCGAAACGUCCGGUGUUCUUGCAAUGGAGGAGUGUGUCCAGGCUCUAACGAUCCUUGCACAGAGAAGCCUUGUCCAGGAGAUAUGCAGUGUGUAGGCUACGAAAUCAACCAGAGACUCUUCAUCUGUCAGUGUCCACCUGGAAAACUUGGAGAAUGCUCAGGACACACCUCCCUGAGCUUUGCUGGGAAUAGUUACAUCAAAUACCGGGUUUCUGAAAAUAGCAAGAACGAAGAAUUCAAAUUGGGUCUCCGUCUGAGGACUCUGCAAAGCAACGGAAUUAUCAUGUACACCAGAGCAAAUCCCUGUAUAAUUCUGAAGGUCGUGGACGGAAAACUGUGGUUCCAGUUGGACUGUGGUGCUGGCCCUGGCAUCCUGGGAAUUUCAGGCAGGACUGUGAACGAUGGGAGCUGGCAUUCCGUCUUCCUGGAAUUGAACCGGAACUUCACCAGCCUCUCGCUCGACGAUAGCUACGUGGAGAGGCGCAAAGCUCCCCUUUACUUCCAGACCCUGAGCACUGAUAGCUCUGUUUAUUUUGGAGCCCAGGUUCAGGUGGACAAUGUCCGAAGCUUAACAGACAAGAGGUCCACCCAGGUUUUGAGUGGCUUCCAAGGCUGUUUGGAUUCCAUCAUCCUCAACAACAACGAGCUGCCACUCCAGAACAAACGCAGCAGCUUUGCAGAAGUGGUGGGACUAACCGAACUCAAGCUUGGCUGUGUGCUGUAUCCUGACCCCUGCGAGCGUAACCCUUGUCAGAACGGAGGAACCUGUAUCAGUGUGCCGUCUGGGGGUUACCAGUGCAGUUGCCUUUCUCAGUUCACGGGGCGAAACUGUGAAUCGGAGAUCACCGCCUGCUUUCCAAAUCCUUGCCACCACGGAGGAUCCUGUGAUCCCAUAGGCAGUGCCUUCAUUUGCACCUGCAAAAGUGGAUUAACUGGAGUUACAUGCGAUGAAGACAUCAACGAAUGCGAAAGAGAGGAGUGUGAGAACGGGGGCUCUUGCGUCAACGUAUUCGGUUCCUUUCUGUGUAACUGCACCCCCGGGUUCGUGGGCCAGCAUUGCGGACUAAGACCCGUGGUGGUUCCUAAUAUCCAAGCUGGCCAUUCUUACGUGGGCAAAGAGGAAUUGAUAGGCAUCGCCGUUGUCCUUUUCAUCAUCUUUCUGUUGGUCGUCCUCUUCAUUGUCUUCCGCAAGAAAGUUUUCCGCAAGAAUUAUUCUCGCAACAACAUUACUUUGGUCCAAGACCCAGCUACGGCUGCUCUGCUCCACAAAAGCAACGGCAUCCAGUUCAAGAACAUGAGGACCAGCGGUGACAGCCGCAACAUCUAUCAAGAAGUUGGACCUCCUCAAGUCCCCGUGAGGCCGAUGGCCUACACACCUUGCUUCCAGAGCGAGUCAAGGAACAAUUUGGACAAGAUAGUUGACGGGCAUGGGGUGGAACAUCAAGAGAUGACAACCUUCCAUCCGGAAUCCCCCCGGAUCCUGACAGCAAGGAGGGGUGUGGUAGUCUGCAGUGUGGCCCCCAACUUACCCGCUGUAUCUCCCUGCCGUUCUGAUUGUGACUCCAUCAGGAAGACCUGGGAAAACGGCAAUGAAAGCAAAGAACUUGACGAUAUGGAAGAAGUAACCUGUUUGUCGGGAAGCAAUAAAGGCAGCAAUUCAGAAGUUCAGUCCCUCAGCUCCUACCAGUCAGAUUCCGGUGAUGAUAAUGCUUAUCACUGGGACACUUCUGACUGGAUGCCGAGCGCGCGUUUAUCUGACAUUGAGGAGGUGCCCCACUACGAGGCGGCCGAUGGCAGCACAGCUCACCACGGCAGCACCAGGGAGCUGGAGACGGAUUACUACCUUGGUGGUUACGAUAUUGAUAGUGACUACCCUCCACCGCAUGAGGAGGAGUUUUUAAACCAAGACCAAUUGCCCCCUCCCCUCCCGGAGGAUUACCCAGACCACUACGAAGCCCUCCCGCCCUCCCAGCCAAUCUCCAUGGCCAGCACACUGAGCCCAGAUUGCCAGAGGCGGCCGCAGUUUCACCCGAGCCAAUACCUCCCUCCUCACCAGUUCCCCAACGAGGUGGACAACGGUGGGUCUCAGACUGGGAACGAAUUUAGUACUUUUGGCGUUGGCCCGGGACCAAAUACAGGCAACAGUAUGGCCAAGAAACCCUUGGCUUUACACAAUUCUCUGGACGCAUCCUCGUCCGAUGUUUCAAUGGGGUGUGGUUUUGACGAUUCUGAGAUUGCCAUGAGUGACUAUGAAAGCAUCGAGGACUUCUCUCUGGAUCACCAUCAGAUUCACAUUCCUUUUGUGGAGAUCCAUCAGCAGACUCAAGUGUGAAGGAGCUCUUUUCAUUGGACUUCGUUGCUGUCAUUUGGGUCCCGUUCAUAGCCUAACUCAACAACUCUUCUCUUUUUGCGUCAUAAGUGUUCUACAUCGGGGACGGGGUUGAGAUCCAACCAUUUUCAGCCUGCCAAGGAGAUGGAUGUGGUGCAUGCACAUAACAGGGUGAAAACUGCAGGUUGUCUCGGAAAACCCAAGGUCAUCCAUUCAUUAGUCUUUGGAGUUAGCAUUACCCGCUUGUUGCCAAAAGAAAGAUGACCUGGCGGAAAAAUGGUUUGAUGGCAGACUGAGCCUUCCCCUUUGCAGCCUUGCGUUCUAAACCAUUUUAAACCCUGGACCAGUUAAAUCAAUAAAGGAAAGGAUAGCUGGUAAUUUCCCUCCCUAAAACCUUUUUAAAUCAGUUCGUUCAGAGUUCAUUAAAUGUCAUAUUUCUA